AUGGUAAACACAAAGAAAACCCCAGUACAGAAGUGUCCCAUGUGUGCACAUAAGACGGCGGAUAGAGAGGAGAUGAGGACACACCUGAUGAAUUGUGGACUGGCCACUAUGGAGAAGAACACCUUGCGUUGUGAGCAGUGUGACUUCAUUACGACAAGGAAGGCGUACCUGAAACGUCAUCAAAAGAGGCAUGAGGCGGUUACGGGACAAGGCAGUUCCCAGCGUGCUGGCGAUGAGGAAGCAGCUGGAACGUCCGUUGAUGACUGGCAGCAUCAAGACCCAGGGGACUUGAUUGUUUCCAGCUCCGAAGAUGAGGAUAUCGAGUCCUCUGACAGUGAAGUUGUCGAGAAAGACAAUGAGGAACUGCUAUCUGGAAGGAUCGUUAGAAAGAGAACGCAGCCUUCCCUGCCAAUCUCUUUGAAACGUCCACGGACGACUGGGGCAGCCCCAGAUCAAGCAGAGAAGCUCCACCCUAAAGACAUUAGGAACACGAUACCCCAUGCGGUUACGGUUGCCAGUACCUCCAGAGUAAGGCAGGCACCGUUGAUGAAGACAGUGGCCGUACAAACCCUUCCUGUGCAGUCGAGGCGUACCGUCACCAAAACGCCGAGAUACCCCGAGGGGGAGAAGUCCAUUGAGAUCGUCGAGUUCGAUGAAGUUCUCAAUCUGUGUACUUGUUGUUCGAGGAGCCACCAGACAUCGAACCGUAGGGCAAACAAAGUCUCAACUCCGAACAACCAGGCAUCGAACCGUAGGACAAACAAAGUCUCAUCUCCGAACAGCCAGAUAUCGAACCGUAGGGCAAACAAAGUAUCAACUCCAAACAACCAGACAUUUAACCGUAGGGCAAACAAAGUCUCGACUCCGAACAGCCGGACAUCGAACCGUAGGGCAAACAAAGUCUCAACUCCGAACAACCAGACGUCCAACCGUAGGGCAAACAAAGUCUUAACUCCGAACAGCCAGACAUCGAACCGUAGGGGAAACAAAGUCUCAAUUCCGAACAGCCGGAUAUCGAACCGUAGGGCGAACAAAGUCUCAACUCCGAACAACCAGACGUCCAACCGUAGGGGAAACAAAGUCUCGACUCCGAACAGCCGGACAUCGAACCGUAGGGCAAACAAAGUCUCAACUCCGAACAGCCAGACAUCGAACCGUAGGGCAAACAAAGUCUCAACUCCGAACAACCAGACAUCGAACCGUAGGACAAACAAAGUCUCAACUCCGAACAGACAGACAUCGAACUGUAGGGCAAACAAAGCCUCAACACGGAAUAGCCAGACAUCGAACCGUAGGGCAAACAAUGUCUCAACUCCGAACAGCCAGACGUCGAACCAUAGGGCAAACAAAGUCUCAACUCCGAACAACCAGACAUCGAACCGUAGGGAAAACAAAGUCUCAAUUCCGAACAGUCAGACGUCGAACCGUAGGGCAAACAAAGUCUCAACUCCGAACAACCAGACGUCGAACCGUAGGGCAAACAAAGUCUCAACUCCAAACAGCCAGACGUCGCCCCGUAGGGCAAACAAAGUCUCAACUCCGAACAACCAGACGUCGAACCUUAGGGCAAACAAAGUCUCAACUCCGAACAGCCAGACGUCGAACCGUAGGGCAAACAAGGUCUCAACUCCGAACAACCAGGCAUCUGACCGUAGGGCAAACAAAUUCUCAACUCCGAACAACCAGACAUCGAACCGUAGGGCAAACAAAGUCUCGACUCCGAACAGCCAGCCAUCGAACCGUAGGGCAAACAAAGUCUCGACUCCGAACAGCCAGACGUCCAACCGUAGGGCAAACAAAGUCUCAACUCCGAACAACCAAGUAUCUGACCGUAGGGCAAACAAAUUCUCAACUCCGAACAACCAGCCACUGACCGUAGGGCAAACAAAGUCUCGACUCCGAACAGCCGGACAUCGAACCACAUCGAACCGUAGGGCAAACAAAGGAUCAACUCCGAACAGCCAGAUAUCGAACCGUAGGGCAAACAAAGUAUCAACUCCGAACAACCAGACAUCGAACCGUAGGGCAAACAAAGUAUCAACUCCGAACAGCCAGACAUCGAACCGUAGGGCAAACAAAGUCUCAACUCCUAACAGCCAGACGUCUAACCGUAGGGGAAACAAAGUCUCAACUCCGAACAGCCAGACGUCGAACCGUAGGGCAAACAAAGUCUCAACUCCGAACAGCCAGAUAUCGAACCGGAGGGCAAACAAAGUAUCAACUCCGAACAACCAGACAUCGAACCGCAGGGCAAACAAAUUAACAACUCCGAACAGCCGGACAUCGAACCGUAGGGCAAACAAAGUCUCGACUCCGAACAGCCGGACAUCGAACCGUAGGGCAAACAAAGUCUCGACUCCGAACAGCCAGACGUCGAACCGUAGGGGAAACAAAGUCUCAACUCCGAACAGCCAGAUAUCGAACCGUAGGGCAAACAAAGUAUCACCUCCGAACAACCAGACAUUGAACCGUAGGGCAAACAAAGUCUCAACUCCAAACAACCAGAUGUUCAACCGUAGGGCAAACAAAGUCUCAACUCCUAACAGACAGACGUCUAACCGUAGGGGAAACAAAGUCUCAGCUCCGAACAGCCAGACGUCGAACCGUAGGGCAAACAAAGCAUCAACACGGAACAGCCAGACAUCGAACCAUAGGGCAAACAAAGUCUCAACUCCGAACAGCCAGACUUCGAACCGUAGGGCAAACAAAGUCUCGACUCCGAACAGCCAGACGUCGAACCGUAGGGGAAACAAAGUCUCAACUCCUAACAGCCAGACGUCGAACCGUAGGGGAAACAAAGUCUCAACUCCGAACAGUCAGACGUCGAACCGUAGGGCAAACAAAGUCUCAACCCCUAACAGCCAGACGUCUAACCGUAGGGGAAACAUAGUCUCAACUCCGAACAGCCAGACGUCGAACCGUAGGGGAAACAAAGUCUCAACUCCGAACAACCAGACGUCGAACCGUAGGGCAAACAAAGUCUCAAAUCCGAACACCCAGACAUCGAACCGUAGGGCAAACAAAGUACCAACUCCGAACAACCAGCCAUUGAACCGUAGGGCAAACAAAGUCUCGACUCCGAACAGCCAGACAUCGAGCCGUAGGGCAAACAAAGUCUCAACUCCGAACAGCCAGACAUCGAGCCGUAGGGCAAACAAAGCAUCAACUCCAAACAACCAGAUGUUCAACCGUAGGGCAAACAAAGUCUCAACUCCGAACAACCAGACAUCGAACCGUAGGGCAAACAAAUUAACAACUCCGAACAGCCGGACAUCGAACCGUAGGGCAAACAAAGUCUCAACUCCGAACAACCAGACGUCCAACCGUAGGGCAAACAAAGUCUCAACUCCGAACAACCAGACUCUUACAAGCGUUUGA
Messenger RNA from Mizuhopecten yessoensis (Yesso scallop), 3378 nucleotides. RefSeq lists its product as uncharacterized. Bases 1 to 3378 code for a protein of 1125 amino acids. The transcript has 3 exons. The record is from RefSeq and is a predicted model, not a curated record. NCBI's taxonomy places the organism in Eukaryota, Metazoa, Mollusca, Bivalvia, Pectinida, Pectinidae.